Messenger RNA from Penicillium soppii, 1317 nucleotides. RefSeq names its product tRNA-ribosyltransferase family protein. Gene Ontology annotation, cellular component: cytosol. NCBI's taxonomy places the organism in Eukaryota, Fungi, Ascomycota, Eurotiomycetes, Eurotiales, Aspergillaceae. Bases 1 to 1317 code for a protein of 438 amino acids. The record is from RefSeq and is a predicted model, not a curated record. The transcript is spliced from 8 exons. Gene Ontology annotation, molecular function: tRNA-guanosine(34) queuine transglycosylase activity.
AUGCUAUGCCAAUAUCUCCUAAGGCAAUCCGCUAAAAGAUCUACGGUCCUUUCUAUAUCAGUCGCAACCAUGUCCACAACCACUAAGCCCCUCCACAAACCCAUGCCCUCCGCACUGACCUUUGAUCGUCACGCUAAAUGUUCGACAACCAAGGCCCGCGCGAGUACCCUCCGAUUACCCCAUGGCGAAGUUUCUCUGCCGAUCUUCAUGCCCGUCGCGACACAGGCAUCCCUCAAAGGCCUGACAUACGACCAGUUGCGCGAGACAGGAUGCAUGCUAUGCUUGAAUAACACCUACCAUCUAGGGUUGAAGCCAGGCCAGGCAGUUCUGGACGCAGUAGGUGGGGCGCAUAAGUUACAAAAUUGGGAUCGUAAUCUGUUGACUGAUAGCGGCGGUUUCCAAAUGGUAUCGCUUCUAGAAUUGGCAACUGUCACAGAAGAAGGAGUGCGCUUCCUCAGUCCACAUGACGGCUCACCCAUGCUCCUUACUCCCGAACACUCGAUUUCUCUCCAAAAUUCUAUCGGAUCCGAUAUCAUCAUGCAAUUAGAUGAUGUGAUUGCCACUACUUCACCGGAUCAUGCUCGCAUCAAAGAAGCUAUGGACCGCUCCGUGAGAUGGCUAGAUCGUUGCAUCGAAGAACACAAAUAUCCCGAGAGACAAAAUCUCUUCUGUAUCAUCCAGGGUGGUCUGGAUCUUGAAUUGCGGAAGCAGUGCUGCGAGGAGAUGGUAGCACGAGAUACUCCCGGUAUCGCCAUUGGAGGCCUUUCUGGUGGAGAGGCGAAGGAAGAAUUCUGCAAAGUAGUGGAUACAUGCACUGAUGUGCUGCCGGAGAAUAAACCUAGAUACGUUAUGGGCGUGGGAUAUCCAGAGGACAUUGUCGUAGCAGUGGCUCUAGGCGCAGACAUGUUCGAUUGUGUGUGGCCGACACGAACAGCGCGCUUCGGAGAUGCUAUCGUCUCUUCCGGAACUCUGAAGCUAAGCAAUAGACGCUUCGCUGAUGAUUUCCGCCCGGUCGAGGAAGGAUGUACCUGUGCAUGCUGCCGUCCAACCGACCAGGGAGGCCUUGGACUGACAAGGGCAUACAUGCACCAUAUAACCGCCAAGGAGACUGUUGGCGCCCAUCUCCUGACUAUCCACAAUGUUCACUAUAUGUUGAAUAUGAUGAAAAAUAUCCGACAAGCUAUCCUUGAUGAUCAAUACCCCACUUACCUUCGCAAGUUCUUCUCCAACAUCUAUGGAGGCGACAAGACGAAGUUCCCUGAAUGGGCAGUUGGUGCUCUGCGUGGAGUUGGCGUGGACUUGUUGGCGGACUCAUGA